GCCGUAGUCCAAACGCCACACCCCACCGUAGGUGUUCUGCGCUGAGACCUGUCAAUUUGAAUUUGUUGUCCAACAACAAUAAUAUCCCAUGUUUCGCAAACGUUUAAACAAUGGCGAAACUAAGCGAAGACAUAAUCAAAAACUUGAACGACUUAAUCCUGCACCUGUCGAAAACCGAGGAGGGUUCCGAGGCUCACAGCCAGUUAAAAAAGCACUACACAUCGGUGAUUAAAAAAUCAAAUCACAUGUACUUCUCGUCCAACAAAGAAAUAGACAUCCAUAUACAGGACAUGGCCAACAAGUUCAUAAUGCAUGGCUUCACCUACCAGGCCUCCGAAUUGGAGACCCACUACAAGAAAUACAUGCCGGACCGUCUGCCCGAGAGCGAAAACCGCAACAGGUUGAACAUCCUCAAGUUCUUAUUGGAAAUGUCUGUCUCACCCACCAAAUACUUUUUUGACCACCCUGAUGAAUUCAUUCCCAAGGUGGAGGAAAGUGAGGACAUCAAUUGGGCCAAUCAUUUGCUUGAGGGCAUUGAAAGGUGGGAGCCCAACUUUGAUGAAUUGUCACCAGAGGAUUCCGAAGAGUCUGACUAUAGUGAAGACGAAACACUAGCCACAGAUAUUACUACAAUUAAAAUGCCGACCAUUUCAGAAGAUAAACACGACACAGUGCUUGUGGAUUUUGAUGUGAGCAGGCAGACAUUGCUGACAAGUGUACAACACUCAUGGUUCAGGUCAAAAACUGUGAGGCACAUGCCUGAAAGUCAACUGGAGGCGGCAAACUUCGGUAUUUUAUGGGAAGAACACCUACAGGAACAAACCGGGUAUUUAAUACAGAUGCCCAAGUCCAACGUAAUAUCCGAGUACAAAGUGAUCCGAGAGGUGAUCUUCCAACUGUACAACCCCCACAACUCCGUCGUCUACAAACUGGAGGGUGACCACGUCAAACUGCGGGGCGGAGUGACCGUCAGCAGCGUCCGUUGGUUCAUCUUCGAAAACUUUAUGCUGCACACGCUGCGCUACAUCGAACUGAUGGAGGAAUUCAGGGGUAUAAUCAGGUACAAUGACGUGAACGCCAACUGCCCCAUCACGUACAAGUGUUACGGCGGCUUCGUGCGCACGUUCGUCGACCUCGUCCACCUGCAAAUCGUCGAUCUGGAGGAGCACAUCCGCAAACAGGAGGUGACGUACACUCUGAUGAAGCUGGACAACGAUCUGCGACGGAUUUUCGAGCCGUUGAUCAGGUUGAAACACGUGCACGACAGGAACUUCGUGGAUUUUGCCCAGGGGGACUUUUUAGGUUGUACCGUCCUGUUUUUGACGAACUUGCGAAGGAGCCUAGAGAUGUCCAGGGAUAAGCUCGAGCAGGACAUGAAGCUGGCGUUGUUUGUUGAAUGUUUAUAUCAUUAUUUGAACGUGAUUCAACAGUGGUUGGGCAACAACCUGUACACCAAGACCACCGACGUGACGGGGGAGUUUGUCAUUGAACAUAAGCCUUGCCCCGAAAUUGACUGGACCAUGAGUUAUUACGUAAGGCAGGGAAUCCCCGCGGACCGCCGCGACGACAGUAUGAUAGCCUUGUUAACUGACUACGUCUUGAAAACCGGCAGAAACGUGCAGCUACUUAGGUACCUUAAAAAACACGACAUUUUAAUCGCCAAACCGAACACGGUGUACGACGAAUUCGUAAGGAGAACCUUGCAAAAACUGUGCGAUUACUACGGCGUCGACCCGCAAACCGUUCUCCCCGAAGAAACACCUCCAGAAGAAAGUUUGGAGGUAGUCAAAUACAAGAGCCCAGCCAUUUAUACUGAGGGACCUGCGAGUGCCAUGAACAAGAUGGAGAGGCUGGUGGACGUCUCCGAUGGGUUACUAAUGGCAGCCUUUGAAGACUACCUCAUCGAGAAGCCCAAGAAAGUUAAAGAGAAGGAACCAACGUUAUACGAAAAAAUUUCCCGCAUCACAUCCGAUCGUUUGUUCCCCAUGGAUGACUUUUUCGAGACCAUCCUCCACGACAUCCUACGCGAAAGAUUUACGGUUUCCGGCUUGACUGUUAAGAGUCUGCUGGUGGAGGAGCACUCUUUGUAUAAAGAAUUUUGCUUCCUGUCCCACCUGUUCUUGUUCCACGAGGACUUCAUGUCGGGCUUCUACAGGGACCUAUUUGGGAGGCUGGCGAAGGCGUUCGCCAAAGGUGGCGACAAAGACUUGGGUACUGAGAGACGUCUUUGGCCCAUGUUCCAGGAGGUCGUUGCUAAAGUCUAUCCUGGAUUUUACCAAAAGUGCCAAAUUAUAGUCGGGCGUAGCUGGAAUGAUUGCAUGGAACAGUUGGAGGCUUGCAGAACCGUUUCUAUUGAAUACCAUGGUGAUUGGCCCAACACCAUUGUUAUCACCAGGGACCACGUCAAGAAGUACCAGGAGAGCUUUCAGCUUUUGUUGCUGAUUAAGUGGGGCUUACACUCUUUGAACCUCUUAGAUUUAAAAGAUUUAAUUAGGAGAAGGAAAUCAGCGAAGACCAAAACGUACCAAUCUAUAAUCAGGAAGUUACAAAACUUGAGAUUUUGCCUCCUGGACUUGACAAAUUCGCUUCAACACUUUAUCUUCGGCAAUUUUUUUAGAAAAUGUAGGAGCACCUUCGAACUGGAUUUCGAAAAGUCCAAAGACCUGGACGCACUACGAAAAGCCCACCACAACUACGUAACUGAUUUUCAUAAUUUUCUAACGCAUAUUGCCAAUGUUAAGAAGGAGGAAUCUCAAACCACUGUUAUUUUUAUGCUUUUAGAUGUAAUUCGCAGGCUGCAGAAUAUGUGGAACAGUUUUAAAUAUGCCACACAUGAUGAGCUUGAAAGGUGCCAUAAAGAAUAUAAAACUUGCUACGAAUUACUGUUUCCGAUUCUUAAUCCUGCUCAGAUAAUUAAUUAAUCAAAACGCUAUUUUAAUGUUAUAUAUUUAUUAUUUAAUAAAUUGUUGAUAUUUUCGUAUAA
Molecule: messenger RNA, 2983 nt
Organism: Aethina tumida (small hive beetle)
Lineage: Eukaryota; Metazoa; Arthropoda; Insecta; Coleoptera; Nitidulidae
Product: gamma-tubulin complex component 5
Exons: 10
Coding region: 111-2921 (936 amino acids)
Biological process (GO): meiotic cell cycle; spindle assembly; cytoplasmic microtubule organization
Cellular component (GO): equatorial microtubule organizing center; spindle pole; centrosome
Molecular function (GO): microtubule minus-end binding; gamma-tubulin binding
Source: RefSeq, a predicted model, not a curated record